Messenger RNA from Pteropus alecto (black flying fox), 2591 nucleotides. RefSeq names its product UTP14A, small subunit processome component (gene UTP14A). Gene Ontology annotation, cellular component: small-subunit processome; nucleolus. Lineage: Eukaryota; Metazoa; Chordata; Mammalia; Chiroptera; Pteropodidae. The record is from RefSeq and is a predicted model, not a curated record. Gene Ontology annotation, biological process: rRNA processing.
GACGCGACUUGUCGCGCGUGAUUGGCGGAAGCACAAAUUGCUUUGCGGCCUGCACGGAAAUUGCCCUCUUUUCGGCUUCCGCUCCUGGUCCAUGUGAGAGACAGGCUGCAGAGAUGAGCAUGAUGUGGGCAGCGGAGAGCCUUCAAGCUUUAAGCGAACAGAAAGAACUAGAGGAUUUACCAAAAGACUACCCCUCAAGCACCAGUGAAGAUGAGGGGGAAAGUAAUGGAGAGCGAAAACAUCAAAAGCUUCUGGAAGCAAUCAGUUCCCUUGAUGGAAAGAAUAGGAAGAAAUUGGCUGAGAGAUCUGAGGCUAGUCUGAAAGUGUCAGAGUUCACUGUCAGUUCUGAAGGAUCAGGAGAAAAACUAGUCCUUUCAGAUCUGCUUGAGCCCGUUAAAACUUCAUCCUCAUUGGCCAUUGUGAAAAAGCAACUGCAUAGAGUCAAAUCAAAGAAGACUGUGGAGUUACCCCUUAACAAAGAAGAGGUUGAGCGGAUCCACAGAGAAGUGGCGUUCAGUAAAACCUCACAGGCCCUCUCCAAAUGGGAUCCCAUUGUUCUGAAGAACCGGCAAGCAGAGCAGCUGGUUUUUCCCCUGAGGAAGGAGCAGUCAGCCUUUGCUCCCAUUGAACAUGUGCUCAGCGGCUGGAAGGCAAGAACUCCCCUGGAGCGAGAAGUUUUUAACCUCCUCCAUAAGAACAAGCAGCCAGUGACAGACCCUUUACUGACUCCCGUGGAAAAGGCCUCUCUCAAUGCCAUGAGCCUAGAAGAGGCUAAGGUGCGCCGAGCAGAGCUUCAGAAGGCUCGGGCCCUGCAGUCCUACUAUGAGGCCAAGGCUCGAAGAGAGAAGAAAAUCAAAAGCAAAAAGUAUCACAAAGUUCUGAAGAAAGGAAAGGCCAAGAAAGCCCUAAAAGACUUUGAGAAGCUACGAAAGGUCAAUCCUACUGCAGCUCUGGAAGAACUGGAAAAACUUGAAAAAGCCAGAAUGAUGGAGCGAAUGAGCCUUAAACACCAAAACAGUGGAAAAUGGGCAAAGUCAAAGGCAAUUAUGGCCAAAUAUGACCUGGAGGCACGCCAGGCUAUGCAGGAACAGUUGGCCAGGAACAAAGAACUGAUGCAGAAACUCCAGGUGACCUCUGAGAGUGAAGAGGAAAGAGGUACAGAGGAAGAGGAUGACUUUGUUCCUGAUGCGGUAAAUGAGGUACAGAUGACUGCAGAUGGACCAAACCCCUGGAUGGUCAGGAAUCACUCUGGUGAUGCGAAAGAGGCCGAAAUCCAGAAGGACCCUGAGAAACUUCGAGAACCUGUGGCCGACAAGGCUUCUGAAAGUGAGGAAGAAGAAAGACCAGUGGAAGAGGAAGAAAUUUUGUUGAAAGAAUUUGAGGAAAGGCGAUUGUUUAGGAAAAAGUCUGGGCUCAACCAGGAUACCGAGCCAGUAGGCAGACAAGAAACAAAAGGUUCUAGCAGCCAGGAGAUGCUGUCUGAAUUGAGGACACUGUCUCAGAAACUCAACAACAAAAAACAUCAGUCCAGGAAGCAGAAAGUGAGUUCAGUGAGGACAGUUCUGCUGGUCCAGAGAGAGAGACCUGCCGGGGAAGAAGAGGAGCCCUUGUUGCUGCAGAGGCCAGAGAGAGCAAAGACUCUGGAAAAGUUAGAGGAGCUGGGCAAAGAAGGCUGCUUUCAAAAUAAGGAAUGUCCCGGACCUGCGUUAAAAGGGCAGCAGUUGGAGCGGAACCCAGAUAAUCAGCCUGGUGCCCCCAAGGAGAAGAAGAGGAAGGAGCAAAUGAUUGACCUACAGAACAUCCUAACCACAAAAUCUCCUUCCGUGAAGUCUUUGGCAGUCCCCACGACAAUAGAGGAGUUGGAAGACGAACAGGAGAGAGAUCAAAAGCAAAUGAUAAAAGAAGCUUUUGCUGGGGAUGAUGUCAUUAGAGACUUCUUGAAAGAGAAGAGAGAAGCUGUGGAGGCGAGUAAGCCAAAGGACAUGGACCUGACUCUGCCUGGCUGGGGCGAGUGGGGUGGUCUAGGCCUGAAACCCAGUGCCAAGAAGAGAUGCCGGUUUCUCAUUAAAGCCCCUGAGGGUCUUCCAAGAAAAGACAAGGCUUUGCCAAAUGUGAUUAUCAACGAGAAGCGAAACAUCCAUGCAGCAGCUCACCAGGUGCGGAUGCUUCCAUAUCCAUUCACCCACCACCAACAAUUUGAAAGGACCAUCCAAACCCCUAUAGGAUCAAUGUGGAACACCCAGAGGGCCUUCCAAAAGCUGACUACACCCAAGAUUGUCACCAAGCCAGGCCAUAUCAUUAAGCCUAUAAAAGCAGAGGAUGUGGGCUACCGGUCUUCCUCAAGGUCGGACCUCUCUGUCAUACCGAGGAAUCCAAAACGACCCCGCUCUAGGCACAAAAAACAGCUAAAGAAAAACUCUAAAGAUUGAGUUGCUGGAGGAGUGACGUCUUGGUGGCCAGAAUCAGGAGCCCUAAUUGCUUCUCCAUUGGCCGUUUUACUCUGAGCUGCAGGAUCAAUUCAAAACUGGCUUAGCACAUGAUGGGUAUAGUUAAGCAGCAUUUUAAAAAUAAAGGCUUUUUAAUCUAUUGAA